Triplophysa rosa is the source of this 1326-nucleotide messenger RNA. Its product is annotated as transcriptional and immune response regulator-like. Gene Ontology annotation, molecular function: Notch binding. The coding region runs from base 639 to 941 and encodes 100 amino acids. The transcript has a single exon. Gene Ontology annotation, cellular component: nucleus; cytosol. The record is from RefSeq and is a predicted model, not a curated record. Gene Ontology annotation, biological process: negative regulation of Notch signaling pathway; endothelial cell activation involved in immune response. NCBI's taxonomy places the organism in Eukaryota, Metazoa, Chordata, Actinopteri, Cypriniformes, Nemacheilidae.
AAAUAAAUUCAAAUUAAAUUAAAUUUCAUUAAGAAUUUGGCAAAACUGCCAGUCAUUCACAAAAUGAAAAAUCAUAAUUUUGCUUAAAACACACACCCGUGGAUAGUACAUUUAUAUAAAAAAGAAACAUUUCUGCACCUGUAUGUGUAUAAAAGAUUCUUAUAAAUAUAUCAAGUUUUAUUUCAUUUGGAUUUUUGUUUAGUCACAACACAAUUCCCAUUACAUUUGUGUCCUAAUUUAGUAUGUAAUAUUUCAUGUAGUGUGUAAUUUUUAUGUAAGUGUAAUAUUUUUCCUUCAGUAAUUUUAUCAUUUUUACAGUAAUAUUAUAAGAUGUGGAAAAAUGAAGAUGUUAAAUGAGUUAAACUUCUGAACAGUAGCCUAUUGCGAAAGACUGUUUAGGAAGUCUAUGAUAUAAAUGGAUGUUCAACUAAGUUGUUCUUUACGUCAGAACAAGAGCUUCCUUGACGCUCUCUCGCGAGCAGAAGAUGAACUUGAACUUGGGCGGUCACUAACCGGUCUGUGAUGUCAUUUCAGGAGGGAAUUCUCUGUCAGACAGCCCUUUACAAAACUAUUAUCUCCAGAGCUGGAGUCAGUCAGAGCUACACUGUUAACACACACAGGAGAUCUCUAAAACCCAAAUGUCUUUCUACUCACCCUCAGGCUCGCGCUGCGUCAGUCCCACCGUCAGUGGCGUCCGGUUCGACACCGCGCACCGCAAGAAAGCGUCGGCAAACAUCUUCGAGAACAUCAACCGGGACUUGCUCGUUAAACUCUUUGAGAAAGCUGGAGACACGAAGGCGGUCGAGAGAGCAAAGGUCAUUCUCACACAUUACCAGGACCCCGAGUGCAUCUCCAAAGCGCUCUUGACUCUUCAACCGGAUAAAAAAGACAGAUUUAUGCUUAUUACAGGACUGACGCGCCAGUCGUUUACAUUUCGCUGAGGGUUGAAAGCGUGCAGGUGCGCGCACUGAGAAAGAGGCCGUGGCCGUGCUCGUGCUCGUACAUCCAGACACUUGGAGGUUGAUGUUCUGAUGCUUGUGGUGGCUUUAUUCACCUAAACCCCGUCUGUAUUGUGUGAACAUACAGAGAGAAGUGACUGAACUGUGGGUGGAGAAAUGCCAAGUGGAGUGUUGAUGCUUUUUGAAACCUGGAGAACAUUUGAAACAGACUGAAGCAGUGGAUGCGAUUAUCAAGGAAUGUAGAAAUAGCCUACCAAUGAUGCAAUCUUGAAAUUGUUUUGGGAAGCAAUGCUUUAAUAUAUUUGAUUUUUCAGAGUUUCAGAUUACACACAUUUUGUAAUAAUAUUAAAAUUCUAUCAUACUUUCA